Molecule: messenger RNA, 5753 nt
Organism: Thrips palmi
Lineage: Eukaryota; Metazoa; Arthropoda; Insecta; Thysanoptera; Thripidae
Exons: 4
Coding region: 188-1162 (324 amino acids)
Biological process (GO): positive regulation of transcription by RNA polymerase II
Cellular component (GO): histone acetyltransferase complex; transcription regulator complex
Molecular function (GO): chromatin DNA binding; histone acetyltransferase activity; transcription coactivator activity
Source: RefSeq, a predicted model, not a curated record
CUUCUGUCACUGGGUCAACACGGGAGGCUACCCGCCCACCUUGGCCAGUUCUUUCUUGGGGCCGUUUGGGGCUUUCCCGAGGAAUCGGAACGUGUUUUGCGCUACUUUCGACGGGAUCGGGGCCCGCACAACACGCAGCAGUGGCCUCAGAGGCCCUGUUACUUUGUUAUUAUAUGCCCAGCAGACAAUGGAACUCUUGUAUUCGCCAACCUCGUCAAAUUCAACAGAUGCACCUCCUCGAAAAGCAGAUAUUAUGUCACGGUAUAUGUCACAAGGUUUCAAAACAGCCCGUUUACUGAAGACAGCUGCUGUCAAAACAGUGUCACUGCCUCCGGAAUCCAUGUCAAGUUCUCACAAUCCAAGUCAUGGUACUGAUGUGCUUUCCAAAUACGCAAAAUCAGGUGAACCAUCUCUUUUUGAAAUAUUUGGGGCAUCUCCAGAGAGUGGAAACAUGGAUGUUACAACAGCUCAAGUGGACGAAAUCGAGGUGACGGGAGAGGGUGAACAAAGCAAGGAACCACCUUCUUGGAUCGAUGCGGGACACCCGGAGGGCAAAGGGGCCUCCCACCCAUCAAGAAGUGAUGGAGCCAAGUGGUUUGGAGUCCCUGAUAUGGGGUUUGCUGAUAUUUUAUCUGAAUCAGCGGCACUUCCUCUACCAGCCUUUCCCAUGAGUGGAGGUCCAAUUAUUGAGGGAGCCUCCCACGAUGAAAGUAGUAUUACAACAAAGCCUCCCUCAAAAGGGCUCGCACCUCAAAAGAAAAAGCUUAUUCAACAACAUCUGAUUCUGCUACUUCAUGCUUACAAAUGUGAACGUGCUGUUGUCACCAAACUUCCAUGUCCAGUUCCUUUCUGCAGCGUCAUGAAAAAAGUGCAGGCGCAUAUGAGAAUGUGCACCGAUGGGUACACUUGCGUUGCCCCUUUCUGUUCCUCGUCAAGGCGAAUAAUGUGCCACUGGAAACACUGCAAGACACCAGACUGUGUUGUCUGCAGCCGGUUAAAAUGUAUUGCAAUGCAUAAGCGACAGAGAGAACUGGAAAAGAUGAAAGCUAUGGGUCAGAUACAGAAGCAGACUGUAAAGCAAGUGCCUGAGGUUAUAGUCAUUGAUGGUCCUGAAUCCCCACAAGAAGUAAAGCCUGGCAAUCCAACACAAAAUGUUGUGUAAGUCCUUGUGUUCUUUCUUGUUAGUGGUGAUUUUAGUUUUAUUUUAAUCAUCAUGAGCCCAUAAGCACUGUUAGGCAUUUUGCACAUAUGUACAGGGUGGCCAAUAAUUCAUUCUGAUUUAACUCGCUGAGAUAUUUGAGAUAUGGCCGACCGUAUCGUCAAACAGUUGGCAAUUUUGACCUAAAAAUUCUGAUCAGCGUCCAUUCAUGGUGAAUUAUUGUACAUCCUGUGUUUCAUAAUGCAUUUUCAAGAAGAUAACUGUACUGUAAUUAUUAGUAAACCUGUGUUAAUACAUUUGAAGUCCAGAUCUGCCUUUCGAUCAUGUUAGAGUUAUAUAUUGCAUUUGGCUAUCUUAUGUACGUACAACUCCUAUGAGAACCAUCCAAGGUUGAUCAGCAUAUGUUAACAGCAUAUUAGGGACUGUUUGUAUUGAAGUGCAUCUUAUAAAUUAACUGUAUUUCCAAAUGGAGCUUUCUUCACAGUGUGUAUAUUGUCUGGAAAAGUUAUGAAUUUAAAUUAAGUUGAAACAUUGUCAGACACGUACUUCGUAGUAUCGAAUUCUAGUUGAAUCCGCAGUGGAACUUUCAAUCAUGUCAUGUCCUGUUGUAACAAGGAUAAUUUCUUAUCUGAUGCUUCCUUAGUUCACAGGUUAACAUGAUUUUUAACUAUUUUUUUCUUUAGACCUACAAAUUUUAGAUAUUAACACCAAAAAAUAAGAACCAUAUCCAUAUGUAUCAUUGUUAACUACUUGUCCUGGACCUCUUCUUCUCUAUUGUAUGUAGUAAGUGGGCUAAUGUCCUCUACUUAUUGGAUAAAAAGAUAAUUUAUUUUCAGUUUAGGAGGUCCCUUGUAUCCAAUGAAUCCAGCACUUUUUAGCUAAAACAAAAAAGUGUGCUUUACUGUAUAUGUAAUUUCCCUGCAUUAGUACCAAAUUUACAUUUUAUUCAGGCCUUCCUUUGAUGAGAGUAGCACAUGUGAGAGCAGCUAGGUCACAUGGCAUGUAAAAACAUUGAUUUGUGCACAAAUCUUUUCUUUGAACUCGUCUUUCAGUCAGUCUUCAGAAGAAAUGUGACUCUACUGCUGGAAAAUGUGUGCUACACUCAUUUUAGCUGACCUUGUGAUUUUUUUUUUGUUUGAGCUUUUAAUAUUUUGUUAUAAUUUAAUUUAUAUAUUUGGAGUGCAAUCUCAUUGUCAUUUAAGUAGAGCAAUUGCCCUGUAUAGCCUAUGAAUUAUGUUGCUAUUAAGAUGUACCGAUGUUGGUACUUUUUGUUGUUUUGUUUUGGGAUUGGGAUGUCAGAAAAAAGGCUGAAGACAGCUUAAUGCUGACCUAAGAGUAAGUGAUUAAUCAGUAUACCUUCAUACUUGCUUAAAUACAAUGAGUAUCUGCUAAAUCGCAGUUAGAGUAAUGUUGUAAUAAUAGAAAUAGACUUACAUCUUUAACAGACUUGAGGCAGUUUUUUUUAUGGAAUAUCUUGAAAGUUCUUUGUCUUUGAGUUUCCUGUUUUGUUAGGUUGAGCCAGUACAGAGCUGGUUUUAUUUGCUUUGUAUAUGGCUACUCUUAAACUAUGUGAGUGAUGAGUGACCCUCUCGGAAAUUCAUUGUGAAGACUGUAAACACUUAUCAUGAUUAAUUUCGUUUCAUGCUGAGUGUAAAAAUACUUGCAACUGUCUGAUUUCCCCCCCCCCCCUCCCCCCAUGUUUGGUGGUAUGUUCUGCCCCAAAGCAAGAGUGUGAAUAUGUGAUUUAACAAAGGACUGAUGAGCAUAAUAUUUCUUCAUGGGUUCACAGCCUCCUUGGGGGCUGUUUUCUGUACUGUAUAAAAGAGUCAAAUUGGAAAAGGAACUUUUCGUUUCAUCAUUCGUCCACCUCUAGUAUGAUUUUAUCCUCCCAUGUUGUAGCUGUUUGUAAUAAGCUGCUUGUAUUACUGUGUUUAUGUGUGACAUCAUAUGAUUCAGAUAGUAACAAUUUUAUUUGUCAUUUCUAGCAACCAGCAUCUAGUAGUAACUUGUGUUGAUAUGUUUUUAAAGUUUUAGAUGUGGUUCGACUAGACUUGUGGCUGUGUAGUGUCUUUAAGUAUUUAUAUAUUUUGAGCUAAGCUUCUUUAUAGAACUAUUUUAAUUUCUGCUCUUGCCAUCAUGCAUUCGCUGUCAAACAGUAAUGGCAUCCAAUCUAAUGGUCUCUUUUAUUUUGAGUUACAGUAAAGGAAGUAACUUCUGUUCAAUCAUUCAUACUCAUGAAAUUGAAACAUAUCUAAUCACUUAUAAAGCAGUAAAAACUGCAUGUUCUGUGUCAAGACAGCUUUAGUAGCUGUCGUUUCGACACAUUUAUACUGAACCAGAAUUUUGUUCGGAUCAGUUUGUUAUUGGGUAGUCUUAUUGCUUGAAAUCUUUCCUUGCGAAAAUUUCAUAGAUUUUUAUCUUUUUUUGUUUGUGUUGAUUGUAUUGUACUGUAAUUGUUAAUUAUUUAUUUCUCCAUAAUGUAUAUGUUGGAUAUUUUAAUGUGUUCAUCAUUACUUGUUCAUCAAGUACCACCUUAAGCAAUUUCCAUUUUAAAUUUCAUUGGCUAGCAACUCUAGUUAUCAUGCAGAGUUCUACUACUACUUUCCAGUCUCAGAAAAAUUGUGAUUAUUAGGCCAUCUUAAUUAUCACUAUGCGUGAGUUACUCUUUAGCACAAUUUGUAUUUUUGCCUCUGUUUCUGCAAUGACAGUGUCUAUCAUCUAUAAGUUUGAAUGCGUACCUGUCCUCAGGUUAAGUUAUUAAUUAGUAACUUUUCAUACCGAAUAGAGGCCACUGAAUGUUUUAAAUAGUUAAUUUUAGUCGAAUAUAUUGUGAGAUAUUCCUGUAGUGUUAGUUUGUUAAGCAAGCUAAAUUUUUUGGUACAGAGAAUCUCUUCAUUUAUCAUGUCUCAUCCUCCCUUUGUCUCUAAUUCCUCGUAGAGAAAACUGAAGUGCUUGAUGUCCAACGGCGAUCUAAUCUACUUAGGUUUCCUGGGAAGUCAAACUAGAUUAUGUUGUAAAACAAUUGCGAUUGAUGCAUCUGAGUGCUUCUAUUCUUGCUCUGAUGCUUUGCCUCGUGUGCCCCCUUGUGUAUGUUAUAUUGAUACAAUCUGGGAUCGGAAACUUAUUAAAAUGAUUGAUCUAAAACUUGUUACCAUUAAACCAAAGUAUAUUGUCUAUUAGUACUAAUGUAAGAUGAGCUAGUUAGUUGAUCUUCCUAAUGUGAUAUAUAAGAUGUGUUAUAUGUUAAGCAUCAGAUUUAUCGACUUUAAUCUGAUGCGUUUAAAAAAUGCAGUAAAUUCAAGUAUGUGCCAUAAUUGUGGGUGGUGGGACUGGUGGGACCAUGAUUCAGCUGAGCAAAGCUUCUCCUGCCGUCAAUCAAGCGCCAAAUUCUGAUUUAAUCCAGCAGAUGUGUGAUAGGAAAAAAAUGACCUCGUUGUACAUGGCAAUUAAAUGGUAGUUUCUCUACUAUGAACCUUAUCAAACUCAUCUUAAAAACACUUUUAAGGUAAAAUCUUGCAACAUCCAACUGAUUGAAUUUUUAUCAUGUACUAUGGCUACUGAUUUAUUUUCUUGAACCUUCAAUGGGAUGUCUGCAAGUUUUACAUUAGCAUUUUGGCCAAGAAGCAAUAUUUAUUGAACAUUUGUGUAUUUUUAAACCCUUUUGAUUUUAUUAGUGCAUAUCAGAAACCACUCACUGUGAAAUUUUUAACGUACUGGUAGACACUGUCUAGUCUAGUAGUCUUUCUAAUUUUCUUGUUUGAAGUAUACCUCCUUUCUAUUCCAGCUGUACUGAAAUUAUUUGGGCAGUAAAUUGGAUUGCAGUCUAAAAUAUUUUUUCAGUGAUAGCUCUUAGAAUCUUACCAGAACAUAUCAGGUGACUCAUUCUCGAAGAGAAUGCUACAGAAAUUAAGCUUCUUGCCAUAUAACAAUUAAUUCUGGAAAAAAUUGCUGGAGUGCUAUGGUUUAAAGCUUUCUUCAGCUCGUCAUUGAUCAUGGCUUUGGCUUAGUUCCAAGUUAAUUUUGGUUAGCUGGUGAUGCCUUUCUUGAUUUGCUUGCACACAAAGGAGCUCUAGGAUAAUGCAAAGAUGUGAAAGGAUUGUAUUAUUAAUACGUAAUUCAGGUCAGGUGUUGUAAAGUAUGUGUGAGGAUUAAGUAGGAAUGUAUACUUGAGUAGUUGGUAAUGUCACUGAGACUCUCUGUCAUGUUAUUUAUUUUGUGUUCUACUGCCUUUGUUGGGACUGUUUCAUUAAAAGAUCAGUUUUACUUGGCAUGUACAACCUUCAAUGCAUAUUGUAUCUUGUCAUCUUCUCCUUGUCCCUGUAUAUAUAAAGUGUGUGUAUGAGAGUUUGUGUAUCUUCAUGUGUGCUCAAACUGCCCGCAUGCAAUAUGCUGCACAGUUGGUCUAUUUUAUUUUUAUCAAAGUUAUGUUCGUAUUCAGAAUAUUGAAUUUGGUCAAUGAGUAAAACCAUCAAGGCUGCAUGCUUAUUCAAGUAAAAAGAUAGGUUUUGGAGUGCAGAACUGUUAAAAAGCGUGUUUGAACUGCUUAUGUGUGGAAAUUACAGUAAUGCAAAUAAACUCGUACAUGCUUAUCUAA